AUGUAUGGAAUAGAGCAAGACACGCUGGGCGUAGCUUUCAAUCCUACUCCAACAAAUAUAGUGACAUACUAUUUAGCAAGGAAAUACCCUAAAGAACAGGUUGAAGAGGAAGAGAAUGAACAACCCAACGGAAAAAUUUAUAUAAAUCCUUUGAAUUCAAUAGAAAGUUGGCAAAAAUCGUUAUAUAACGAUGUUCACAGUCUUUUUAUCCAAACCCAAAAAAUAGCUAGUAAUGAAUUGGCAACUAAUGUUGGCGACGCGUUUCAAAAUAGUUCUCUUCGUUCAACUUUAUAUCAGAUAACGCGAGACUAUUCUAGCAUAUUGGAAGAUCACACAAAGAACCUUAGAAAGCAAGAUUAUGAUAUCAAGCAAAUUAUGGAGAUUUUCUCAACUUGGGAAAUAUGUCGAAUUUUAUUUUUUUCUCCAAGACGUAAAAGCACAGAUCUCGCUUCAGAUUUAGUUUGCUGGGUAAAUACAUUUUUACCUCCUAGUGAAUUGACAUUCGAAGAAGAACAACAGUUGGAAACUAUUUCGCAGCCACAAAACGAGCCGCUUUUUCGAGAUCGUCUCAUAAAUUUAGUUCUUCGUGGUGAUAUCCGAGCAAAGGAGUUAUUAGCCUGUUGUCUUACAGGAGAUGAAAAUGAUCUGUCCGAUCGUGCUAUUCAUUCCGUGUUGCAAACUUUAAAUAACAAACCACAAGCUAAAGAUUACGAGGAAGACCAGUUAAAUUUACAAGACAAGGAAUUGCAAUCUCUCCUUGAUGUAAUAUUGGAUAUAAUGCGAGGGUCUGAGACGGCCAUCCUGGAUAACUGCUUUUCAUGGGCAGAAUCUUUGGGAUGUUUACUGCUACAUCGUCUUCCAACUGCUGAUUAUACUGAGCUGUGUAUUGUAUUAAAUAAAUGUCUCGAGGGAAAGUCUCUUAAAGACGAAGGAGAUUUUCAAAAAGCUAUAAUUAAGUUUCUUUUUCAAGAGAUUGAUCAGGGACUGAUACUAUGCUUAAAUGUCGAUUUGUGGUUGUCAGCACACUUAUCAGACGUUUUUUCCAAAUUCGCAAAGAUUGGUACAAUUCCUCAUCCGAAAACCAGUUCAGGAGUACCUUUCAAGGAUUGGCUUUUUGCGUUUCGAGAAUCCUGUAUACUUGAUUAUGGCGAGUUAUUGGCUGGUCAUUCUACGCUUUGGUCUAUUGCUUUUGAUUAUUUUAAAUAUUGUCCAAAAUAUGGAAUAGAUUACAUUCAACAAUUAAUUGUCAAGAUACCAAUGGAUACUGAGACGAAGAUUCAUAAAAUCUUGGAUAUCUGCAAGAGAUAUGAUUUGCGUGAAGAGUCCAAAACAAUAUGCAAGAUUGUCGCGCGCAAAUUUCUUCGUGAAAAGCGUUAUACACCAUCGUUAUUUUAUUUUGCAAAGGCUAAUGAUAAAAUACAAAUAAGAUUGAUAGCGCAUCAAUUUUUGAACAAUGUUAUCGACACAGGAGAAUUAAAAUUUGAAAAAGUAAUUGAAAGCCUUCCAUUGCAAGAAAUUGCAGACACAUCGCUGAACUUCUUAUCGCAGUAUUGUGAAUUUCAUCAUUUGUUGCAGGAACGAAGUUUUGAAACGGCUAAAAAUUUAUUAAUGAAUCUUAUAAAAUCCCAAGCAUCGCCAAAAUACUUCUGGCCAGUUUUACUUCUUAAUACAUUGCCAUUACUGCGGCAAGAAGGCGAAAAAUCAAAGUCAGUAUUCACUCGCGAAGACAUAUUUGAAAUUUUAUGUAUCUUGGAAGAAAUAACAUCGUUUCAUGAAAACAAUCAAGAAUUUGAAAAGUCCAUGCGAUGUAUAAUGAAGUGGCACACGCGUGAUAAUGGUUAUGAUGAGAUAGACGAUAAAUUGAAAAUCGUUCGGCUGAGACUCGCUCAUGAUUCUGCUAAAGCUUUUACAGCAAAAAGAAAUCCAACAUCUAAUGAUUUGUUAUAG
Ambispora leptoticha is the source of this 1947-nucleotide messenger RNA. The record is from the annotation of a GenBank genome assembly. Lineage: Eukaryota; Fungi; Glomeromycota; Glomeromycetes; Archaeosporales; Ambisporaceae.